Messenger RNA from Brugia malayi, 1044 nucleotides. RefSeq lists its product as uncharacterized. The record is from RefSeq and is a predicted model, not a curated record. The transcript has 6 exons. Bases 1 to 1044 code for a protein of 347 amino acids. Lineage: Eukaryota; Metazoa; Nematoda; Chromadorea; Rhabditida; Onchocercidae.
AUGCUACUACAAAUUAUUAUUACUACUACCAUUUGGCUUCUUUUACCAUUUUGUCCACAUCGGUUUGCAUUACUUGUGAAUAGUCAGCAAAUUGAUUGUGAUAUUUUGAAUCCAAGAUGUCGGGAACAUUCUCGACAAGUGAUCCAUGGAACAACUCUUAAGAGCAAAACUUCUCGAUGUUUACAAAAAGAUAUUUGGCUCAUUCCAGGCAAUGCUGAUGCAAGCUGUUCUCGACCUGGUUCAAAAAAGAUAUUGGAGGUGGAUCCACGACAAGUAAUCAUUCAUCCAAAAGUAGUAAAACUUCCUGGUUGUUUUAAUAUUGAAAUCAAAAAUAUUCGUGUGCUAGAUAAUCAUGGCGCAAUUGGAAAUAGUUUGUUCGCAAAAGUUGAAUAUCAGUGGUGGAAUGUAAAAGAUUUCGCAGAUUUAAAAUGUCAAAAUGCUAGCAGCAAUGGAUGUGGUGGUUAUGGAAAUAAUUGCUAUUACUGUAACAUCUGCGAAAGUUUACAUCAUUUACAAGAAGAGAGAGGAAAAUCAGCAUUGACAGAUCAGCUUAAAGGAAUUAGCUGCCCAAAAUAUCCAGGAUUCUAUACUUUCAGAAAAGAAUUUUGUUUCAAUGAUUGGACUGCUUUUGAUAGUAAUGGUGAUUGUCAAUUUGAUUUCUUCCAAGGUGACAAGUUUUCGGACUAUCGAUCUGCAUUUUCUUCCUUACAACAAGUUGGAUAUGGUACCGUAGUGGCAAAAUUGCGCUUAGCAGCAAAUGCAACAGAUGAAAUUGCUAGAAGAAAACGAAUCAAGGAAACGCUAAUUGAAGAAAACAUACGAAAAGAGUUAGAAGAAAGAGGAAAAACGUGGAAUAUUGGUAAUGAGCAGUUCGAGAAAUUUCGACUGUGGUAUAUCAAUUACCGCAAAGAUACAUGGCAUAGGGAAGAAUACUUACCCUGGCUCCUGUAUGAGAAUGAAAUCUCAUGCAUACGAGUCACUUUCGACGUUUGUGAACGAGUCCCCAAACGUAGUCCAUUUACUGGUCAGUUAACCUGCUUUUAG